Atta colombica is the source of this 785-nucleotide messenger RNA. RefSeq lists its product as uncharacterized. The transcript has 2 exons. The record is from RefSeq and is a predicted model, not a curated record. Bases 206 to 541 code for a protein of 111 amino acids. Lineage: Eukaryota; Metazoa; Arthropoda; Insecta; Hymenoptera; Formicidae.
CGUUCUGCAAGCAGCCUGGAAUUCGCAUUACUGCUAUCAAGCUAUUAUAUUCAUGGUGAAAGGGAUAACAUGCAAGAUUACCACAGCGAUCGCUGCAGCUAAAUAGCAGAGGUGCCCAGCAGCCGAUCAGCAAAGAUGCCGCUCAGCAGCAGCGAUUAGCAGAGCUGCAGCGACAUCGCGACCUACUAGCGGAGGCACAGCGCGGAUGCCAGUCAACAGCAACAUGGUCUCACAGAGGAAUGGCAGCAACCGGCAGGUGUGGCCAGCAACGGAAGCAACAAGCGCUAGUGACUCCACGUUGCUAGCGAGGUGGGGACUCAUCUCGCCCGACGUCAUCACCGCAGCGCCAGCAACUGACGCGGCCGCUGAGGAUACUGCACGUGAGAUUGCCGGAGACACACGCCGAAUUACAGCGUCAUUCCGGCUCCUCCUCUCUGCCUGUGACGCCGUCUCGGACCACCGACAGAUGUCGAGCAACGAAUGGGAGACGCCGCAGAAGCCGAGUGGAGCUCUCGUUGCAUACCACUGCGGUCACCGCUGACCUGGCGAAAGAGAGUUGCCGAUUACUGUCUAUGAGCUAAUCAGAAGAGGUUGAUAGUAACAACAACGAGCUCUCUAGGUCCCGCUAAGUGGACUCGCUGCCAGCUGCCAAUAAUGUAUCGCGGUAGACACCGCAUUAUAAAUGGCCCUUUCAAAGGCCACACAAAUCCCAUAUUUAUAGUCAGAGCUUAAAAUUUUCUUAAAUUUAGACAUGCAUUUAUAUAUUAGGUGUACAACUUUGCUUC